CGUCGUUACCGCUUCUUGAUCCGCAUAAUACUCCCUCUAAUUGGCGUCUACCUCUUGUAUCUAAUUGCCUACCGUCCUGAAAACUGGAUAUCGGAUACAUACCCAGGACUUGCUUCACCUUCUCAUGGCUCGGACGUAAACUGGCUCGAACGACAGCAACAAGUCCGUAAAGCAUUCCAACACGCAUGGUCCGCAUAUGUACGUGACGCAUGGGGCUGCGAUGAAUAUCAUCCCAUCUCGCGGCGUGGAUCCAAUUUGACCACACAGGGAAUAGGAUUCACAAUCGUCGAUUCAUUAGAUACGUUAUUCCUCAUGAAUCUGACGGACGAAUUUCGUCGUGCUAGAAACUGGGUUGCAAAAGAAUUGGACUUUGACAUUGAUGGGGAAGUGAAUUUGUUCGAGACUACCAUUCGUGUGUUUGGUGGUUUAUUGUCGGCGUAUAAUCUUUCCGGAGACAUGGAGUUCUUGUCGAAAGCAGUAGAUUUGGCCGAUCGUCUUCUUGGUGCUUUUUUGUCACCUACGGCAAUACCAUACGCGUCUGUCAAUCUGCGCCGAAAAAGUGGCGUCGAGGCCCAUUUUGCUUCUGGAGCUAGCUCGACGUCAGAGGUUACGACGUUGCAACUGGAAUUUAAAUAUUUGAGUCAUUUGACUGGUGACGAGAAGUACUGGAAGAAGGUUGAAGAAACGAUUUUUAAGAUUGAUUCCUUGGAACGACUUGAUGGACUG
This is a messenger RNA of Paraglomus occultum, 726 nucleotides long. NCBI's taxonomy places the organism in Eukaryota, Fungi, Glomeromycota, Glomeromycetes, Paraglomerales, Paraglomeraceae. The record is from the annotation of a GenBank genome assembly.